Diabrotica balteata is the source of this 2811-nucleotide messenger RNA. NCBI's taxonomy places the organism in Eukaryota, Metazoa, Arthropoda, Insecta, Coleoptera, Chrysomelidae. The record is from the annotation of a GenBank genome assembly.
GGGAGUUUAGUGACAUUUCUUAAAUUCGGAGCUAUUGCGGUCGGAUCUCUGACUAACGCUAGUGUAGAAAGAGACACGACAAGGUAAGUUUUACCGAUGUAGAUUUCAUAAAUCGUGAUGGAACUAAUAUGAGUAAUAUGACCAUACUAUGGUUCCACGGUAUUCAUUACAGUUUAAUGUAAGUACCUAAUAUCCAUUAAAACAAAUUAUUCUCCGGGUACUCGCGUGUGACAUUUUUAUUUUUACGGACAAUUUUUUUUUGGUUUGUUAGUGACUAAAAAAGCCGAAUAUCGGAUAGUAAAAAUACAAAUAAAAAAAUGGCAGAUACAACUAAAAUUAGUGAACAGAACGAGUUAAAAAAUUCAAGUGAAAAUAUUAAUAUCGAUGAAAAUAAAAUAGCCACAGACAAUGACUAUUCGGCUAAUAUCCAAACUGAAAAAGUCGAUCACCAAGAGGAUAAGAUGGACAAUGAAACACAUUCAGGUCCGCCGGCCGAUAAUGUAAAAUCUCAUCAAUUAGAGCAUUCCAAUGGGCAUCUAAACCAUUCCUAUGAUCAAUCGGGAGAUCAUUAUCCACAUUUUAAUCGACAUUUAGAACCAUCCCACCUGCACCAUAGUCACCUUAAUCAUGCAUUUGAACAAUCUAGCAAGCCAUCAAGUAGGAAAGUAUCUGCAGCUAGUCAUGUAGAUGAAGGCCCUGUAAGAAAGAAAAGUUUUAUGCACAAAUCGAAUUCAGAUAGAGCGCUUUCCGUUAGUGCUCCUGAUUCGCAUUCCAAUUGUGAUGAAAAUGAAAGUCCCUCUUUGUGGUACGAUUUCUGUCUCAAAAUUAACUCGCCUGAAGAAAGUACAAGACAAUACCAGCCGGAAAUGUGGAAAAGAGUUUGUCCCCAACCAUAUUGUCCUUCUUACAGAAAAGUUACUAGAAUUAUAGCUUUAACUUUAAUAGGUCUUUUAUCUUGGUGUGUACUAUACGCAAUAGUGGGUGAAAGUGCUGCACCCCCUAAAGGACAAUUAUUUCAGCUGAUCCUUCUGAGUAUAUCUGCCCAUUUCGGAGGAUGGUUGUUUGGAUUAACAACUUUACCAGCUUUAGUCGGAAUGUUGUUUACUGGAAUAGCACUGCAGAAUUUAAAUAUUGUCAACAUCGACUCUUCCUUCUCUCAUCUUAAUAAACAUCUAAGUGCUGUUGCUCUGGUAAUAAUUUUAACUCGAGCAGGAUUGGAUCUGGAUCCCACUGCUGUUAAUAGACUUAAAUUUACCGUACUAAAAUUAUCAGUAAUUCCAUGGACAACAGAAGCCUGUUUAACUGUUGUUUUAGCCAAAUUUUGGUUAGGUACUAGUUGGAAAUAUUCAUUAUUAUUAGGUAGCAUAAUAGCGGCUGUUGCUCCAGCCGUUGUAGUCCCAUGUCUCUUUAGACUUCGUUCAAAAGGAUACGGAGUUGUGAAAGGCAUUCCAACCUUAAUUAUAGCAGUCGCAGGUAUCGACGAUGCACUCUCGGUAGCCAUUUUUGGAGUUGUAUUGGGUAUUAUAUUUAACGGUGCGAGUGUCGCCAAAGGAAUUAUUUUCGGAAGCCUUUCCAUACUAGCAGGUAUUGGUAUAGGUGUAAUAUGGGGAAUUAUUUGUAACAUUACACCUGAAAGAAACGAUCCAUUUGCAUCACCUUUGAGAAUUCUACUUCUUCUUUCUGGCGGCCUUGCUGGAGUCUUUGGUAGUGAACUAGUAGGAUAUGGUGGAGCAGGUCCUUUAAUAUGUGUCACAGCUGCAUUUGUGGCCCUGACCAAUUGGUCUAAACAGGGAUGGCAUGUAGAAGAAAACCCAGCAGCUUUGGCGUUUGAAAUAUUUUGGAUGAUUUUCCAGCCGAUUUUGUUCGGAAUAACGGGAUCCAGAAUAAAAAUAAAUGAGAUGGAUGGUAACGUAGUACUAGUCUCUUUUGGAAUAUUGGCGAUUGUUGUCUUGGUCCGUAUAGCAGUAACAGUUUUGGUUGGAAUUGGAUGUAAUAUGAAUUUAAAGGAGAAAUUGUUCGUGUCUGUAUCUUGGAUUAGCAAAGGAAUAGUUCAGGCUGCUCUAGGACCUGUAGCACUUUCUUUACUAGAAAACAAAAAGAACGAAGAAGUAGUUGAAGCACAAAAAAUUAUGCAAUGCUGUAUAUUAUCUAUUAUUCUUACUGCCCCGACUGGGGCCUUACUAACAACAAUAUUAGGACCCAUUUUACUUACUAAAGAAAAGCCUCUUCCUCCAGAACUUAGAGUACGAAAGAAGAGCAGAAGACAAUCUUUCCUAAAUCCAGAUUUGUUGUUGAAUGAAGAUGCCAAUAAUGAAGACAAAGAACAGAUGCAUAAUGUUACAAUUAGUUCUAUAAUUGAAGAAGAUAAAGAUGAUGUGGAAACCGCUAAAAAAUAGGUAUCAAACUGUAAUAGUAAAAAAUACAGCAGAGCUGAUCUCGUGAUGAAAUUUAAGGCGGAAGAGAAAAAAAAAAAGAAAUGUGAUCAGUUGGAAUAUUUAAUAAUAUUGGAUCUAUUUUAGGAUCUGAUAUUUUUAGUCAAUCCAUUCAGAUUUUAAAGACACAUACCAAUAUUUAAAAUUAUCAUGAAUAGUGAAUGAAGGAAUGUGUAUUAUGUAAAAUGGAUUUUUUAUUCUAGCGCUAGAUAAUAAUAUAGUACUAUCACAUUUUAAAUAGUAAAUUUGCUUAUAUAAUUGUAAACUUAUUUUCUUAUUACUUAUUGUAAACUAUAUUUUCAGUUGGGAAUAUAAAUUAUAAAUAUGUUUAUACCAAAAGUUUAAAAUCAAUAACAAAAAUAAAUUAUUAUUUUAAUAA